AAUCAGCGCAGUGAAGUUUCGUUUCUUGUGAAAUCGUCAGUCUCUCUGUCUCACUGCAGCAGAAAUGGCAGAAGCAAAUAUUCUGGUAGGAGAGGACCAGUUUAGCUGUUCAGUGUGUCUGGAGUUAUUGAAGGAUCCAGUCACUACAGCAUGUGGACACAGUUACUGUAUGGGGUGUAUUAAGAACUGCUGGGAUCAGACUGAUCAUACAGGUGUCUACAGCUGCCCCCAGUGCAGAAAGACCUUUACCCCAAGGCCUGAUUUGUGCAGAAAUACCGUGCUGGCUGAAGUUGUGGAGGAAUUAAAGAAGACAGGACUCAAUCCUCCUCCUGCUCAAAGUUAUGCUGGACCUGGAGAUGUGCCGUGUGAUUUCUGCACUGGGAGAAAGUUCAAAGCUGUGAAAUCCUGUUUGACGUGCCUGGCCUCUUACUGUGAAACACACGUCAAGCCACACAGUGAGGUUACUCCAUUAAAGAGGCACAAGCUGGUCAAUGCAAUUGGAAAUCUGGAGCAAAAGCUUUGUGCUGAACACCAAAAGGUUUUUGAGGUCUUCUGUAGAACCGAUCAGACGUGUAUUUGCUUCUUGUGUUCACAAAUUGAACACAGGAGCCAUGAUACAGUCUCAGCUGAGACAGAAAGGACUGGGAAACAGAAGCAGCUGGGAGAGACACAGACAGAAAUACAACAGAGAAUCCAGGAGAGACUGAAAGACUUAGAGGAGCUGAAACAGACCGUGGAGUCACUGAAAAGAUCUGCAUGCAUAGAAAUAAAGGAAAGUGAGAAGAUCUUUACUGAGCUGAUCCGAUCCAUUAAGAAGAUCCACACUGAGGUUACUGAGCUGAUUGGAGCUAACGUGAAGGCUGCAGUGAAUCAGACUGAAGGACUCAUGAAAAAACUGGAGCAGGAGAUUGCUGAGCUAAAGAGGAGAAACGCUGAGCUGAAACCACUUUCAGAGACAGAGGAUCACAUCCAUUUUCUACAGAAUUUCCAGUCUCUCUGUGCCCCUCCUGAAGCUGGAGACUUACCCAGCGUUACUGUCAAUACCGACAUCUCUUUUGGGGCUGUGAGGAAAGCUAUAUCUGAACUUAAAGACCAUAUUGAGGACUUCUGCAAGGGGGAAUUAGUCAAAAUAACCACAACAGUGAAUGAAACAGCAGUUUAUACCCUGGGGUCUAGGAGCAGUGACAGAUGUUUAAAAGUGAAUGAAGUUGCAGUUUACAGUCUGCAGGCUCCAGAGCCAAGAAACAGAGCUGAGUUUUUAAAAUAUUCCUGUCAGCUCACACUGGACCCCAACACAGCGCAUAGAAACCUCUGUCUGUCUGAAGGGAACAGAAAGGUGACACGGAGGGGAGAGACCCAGCGAUGUCGUGAUAACCCGGAGAGAUUUGACAGCCGGUCCCAAGUGCUUUGCAGAGAGGGUUUGUCUGGGAUUCGCUGUUACUGGGAGAUUGAGUGCAGUGGGAGAGGGGCUGAUAUAGGAGUCACAUAUAAAGGAAUCAGCAGGAAAGGAGUUGAUCAUUCCAGUCUCCUUGGAUGCAAUGACAAGUCCUGGAGUUUGUCCUGCUCUGAUUCCAGUUACACUGCUUGGCACAAUAACAAUCAAAUUGCAAUACCUGCCUCCCGCUCCCCCAGAAUAGGAGUGUAUCUGGACUUUAAUGCCGGGACUCUGUCAUUUUAUGGCGUUUCUGACACAAUGACCCUCCUGCACAGAUUCCAAACCACAUUCACUGAGCCGCUCUAUCCUGGGUUUUUUGUUUAUUCUAAAUCCACUGUAACAAUCUGCCAGCUGAACUAGACUGUUUUGUGUUGUAAGAAACCCUUUGUAUUGAACUCCCUGUCUGUCCUCUCCACUCCUCGGUUGAAGGGAAUGUUCAAUCUGACACAACUGCGGAGCGAAACUAGGUGAAUUAUUUGUUUUUAGCAACAAAUGGGUUUCAUAUGAAAUAUGUUGAUUGCCCAUAUAUGAGGCAAAGUAAUACUGUUGAUUAGAAAGAAGUACAUAUCAGCCUAAUAACAAGGAAUAAUACAUUCCCUUGGCAGCCCGCAGUUUAGCGAAUCCAGCUUAUUAAUAUUCCAGUGUGCACGAGCAAGCGCCUUGUCAUUUUUCAUGACUGGCUGUGACCCUGUAUAUAUAUAUAUAUAUAUAUAUAUAUAUAUAUAUAUAUAUAUAUAUACAGCUGUAGUCAAAAGUUUACAUACUUUAGUUUACAAAAUGUUUGCUUCAAAAUAUUUUUCCUAUAAUUAUUUGUUUGAGAAAUUUCUAGAAAUUAUAAAUUUCCAUUGGGAUAUGUAAACUUUUGAAUACAACUGUGUAUAUAUACAAUAGUUUUAAAGUAUUAACGAUAUUUUAAAGCAAAUCAAAAUACUAAGGUCUAUGAUACACAGCAUUUAGUGUUUACAUCACUGUUGCUAAACAUUGUAACAAUAACACGCAUCAAUAUCUGUGGAUAUGACAUGCAUUGCAUUAUGGGUAGCAUAUUACUCUGGGCUACAAACGGAGCUCUUUCUAAAAGGCACAGUCUGGUAACAAGGCGUUAUUGAAAUGAGAAUGUGAUCUCAAGGGUUUCACUUGAGUAAAGAAAAUGAACGACUGAUUGAUUCAUAUUUCAGCUGAAAAUUAGUAAUUACCAGAGAUCCUAAUUUAAAAAAAAAACAAAAAACGAAAUUCUCAGACAAUAAAAAAAAAAAAAACAUGUUAUUCCGCAAUUAAAAUAAAGUCUAAAAUUGAGUCGUCGUUCACAAACAGUGCUGCUGAAUAACAGUUAACACUGGCAGUGUUUAUUGAAACACUUUAUUAUUACAAAUGUGAUUAAAUAUAGUCAUGUUUUGGCCAUAACUGUAUUUCAUUCCUUUUUUAAGAAUUGUUAUGUUUUAUAUAUAUUUUUAAAAUGGCAUCCAAUAGUCAGUGCUGUAACAGUUUUUCAAAAAAGUGAACUUAAGUUUGCUUUAUUGUGUGUGUUUUUUUCUUCUUCUUUGAUUUCCAUAAAAUAUGGCAAACAUGUUUGUUCUUUUUUCAGAUUAUAGUAAUGUGAUUUAAUAAAAAAUUUAAUUUGA
Molecule: messenger RNA, 3054 nt
Organism: Acipenser ruthenus (sterlet)
Lineage: Eukaryota; Metazoa; Chordata; Actinopteri; Acipenseriformes; Acipenseridae
Product: tripartite motif-containing protein 16-like
Exons: 7
Coding region: 65-1795 (576 amino acids)
Molecular function (GO): zinc ion binding; protein binding
Source: RefSeq, a predicted model, not a curated record